GUUAAAGGCCAAAAAUAACUCUAUAGAUAUGAUAUAUAUCUGUAAUAACUGAAUAUAUUGGGAUUUGAGCUUAAUUCACAGCUCUCUCUUUCCAUCAACACCAAAUUCUGGCACCAUGAUUUCGUCCGGGAAGCUCAAAUCGGUCGACUUUUACAGGAAGAUCCCAAGAGAUUUGACUGAGGCAUCACUAUCCGGUGCGGGAUUAUCCAUAAUUGCAGCCCUUUCCAUGGUAUUUUUAUUUGGAAUGGAACUGAAUAACUAUUUAACCAUCAGCACCUCUACCUCUGUCAUUGUUGACAAGAGUACUGAUGGCGACUACUUGCGUAUUGAUUUUAAUAUGAGCUUUCCUACACUGUCAUGUGAAUUUGCAUCGGUUGACGUGAGUGAUAUACUAGGAACAAACAGGUUGAAUAUAACAAAAACAAUACGGAAAUUCUCUAUAGAUGCAGAUUUAAAACCUACUGGUGCUGAGUUUCACUCAGAACCAAUGUCAAAUUUCAUUAAGCAUGGGGAUGAAGUUGAUGAUGAAGCCGGUGAAGGUUCUGUUGCACUAACAGCUAAUAACUUUGAUAAAUUUUCUCAACAGUAUCCAAUUUUGGUUGUCAAUUUUUUUGCUCCUUGGUGCUACUGGAGUAAUCGCCUGAAACCUUCUUGGGAGAAGGCAGCCAAGAUAAUACGAGAAAAAUAUGACCCAGAGUUGGAUGGCCGUAUAAUUUUGGGUAGGGUUGAUUGUACUUUAGAAGGUGAUCUGUGUAAGAGGCAUCAUAUCCAAGGGUAUCCAUCCAUUCGCAUUUUCCGCAAAGGAAGUGAUUUGAGGCUUGAUCAUGGACAUCAUGACCAUGAAUCUUAUUAUGGAGAUCGAGAUGCAGAUAGCUUGGUUAAGAUGAUGGAAGGUUUGGUUGCACCCAUCCAACUGGAGUCUCAGAAACAGCUUGCUGGAGGUAGCAAUACAACAGAAAAUGCAAAAAGACCAGCACCAAAGGCUGGAGGAUGUAGAAUUGAAGGAUAUGUGCGUGUGAAAAAGGUUCCUGGGAAUCUUAUCAUUUCUGCUCGGUCGGGAUCUCAUUCUUUUGAUGCUUCUCAAAUGAAUAUGUCACAUGUGGUAUCACACCUUUCAUUUGGUAAGAAGAUUUCACCUAAAGUGAUGAGUGAUGUGAAGCGAUUGAUACCUUAUCUUGGGGGAAGCCAUGAUAGAUUGAAUGGUCGGAAAUUCAUUAACCAACGUGAUAUAGGUGCAAAUGUUACUGUAGAGCAUUAUCUUCAAGUCGUUAAAACAGAAGUCAUAAUCAGAGGCUCCCAUAAAUUAGUAGAGGAGUACGAGUACACGGCCCACAGCAGUGUAGCUCAAAGUCUAUACAUACCUGCUGCAAAAUUCCAUUUCGAGCUCUCUCCGAUGCAGGUUUUGAUAACAGAAAACCCCAAGUCCUUUUCACAUUUUAUCACCAAUGUGUGUGCCAUUAUUGGAGGUGUCUUCACGGUAGCUGGAAUAUUGGAUUCAAUUCUACACAACACUUUUAGAAUGAUUAAAAAAGUUGAGUUAGGCAAAAAUAUUUGAUAGGUAGGUAAGGUCCCUUGAGUGUAACAAAUCUAAUAUUCCAAUACCAAGUUUAGGGAGGAAUUGUUAUUUUAGAUGGUGGCAAGGUAUUUUAUUCAUUGUCAAAACAGUUCCAUUUUGCAAUAUGCAUUGAAACAUGCCAUGACAAUUCUUUACUGUUA
Humulus lupulus (European hop) is the source of this 1716-nucleotide messenger RNA. Its product is annotated as protein disulfide-isomerase 5-4-like. The record is from RefSeq and is a predicted model, not a curated record. Gene Ontology annotation, cellular component: endoplasmic reticulum; COPII-coated ER to Golgi transport vesicle. The transcript has 15 exons. NCBI's taxonomy places the organism in Eukaryota, Viridiplantae, Streptophyta, Magnoliopsida, Rosales, Cannabaceae. The coding region runs from base 116 to 1555 and encodes 479 amino acids.